AUUUUCUGUCUGCGAAAUCACCCAGAAAAGUAAAGAGACAGAAAAGAAAAUGGAAGCUUAGCUGGAAAUAACGUGUACAAGAUCUUAAUUAAUUCCACAUCUAAUCUAAAGCAUCCAAACGCGGCCUUAAUCCACCAGCCAAACUGCCAGCGCUGUUUCUCUCUUCCCUCCUCGGUCUUUCGCGCACCCCCGCCAUACCUCUCUCUGCGUAAGACCGGUUUCUUAGGGUUUGGAUCUGUCUUUGUUUGUUUAUUUAUUUUCAUUUUUGUACUUGUUCAGAAACUGAUGUUUCGGUAGUUCAUUAUUUAGUGGUCUCUGUACUAAUUCCAUUAUAUGUUUGAAUCCUUAUUUAUCCGAUGCAAUUAGCAGGGGAAAAAAAAGAAGGAAACAGUUGGCACAGAUUUGGGCGGCUUCGGGUUUGUUUUCGUGGCGCUGAGAUGGUGGUUUCUGGGAGUCCAAAUGGGUCUCAGCCGACUUCGCAGCCAGCGAAGAAGUACGGCAUCACAAAGCCAAUCUCUGUUGCAGGGCCCACUGAGGCUGAUCUUCAGAGAAAUAUCGAAUUGGAAAAAUUCUUGAUUGAUUCUGGGCUUUACGAGAGCAAAGAAGAAGGCGCAAGGAGAGAAGAGGUUCUUGGCCGCAUAGAUCAGGUUGUAAAAGGGUGGGUCAAGCUACUAACUCGUCAAAGAGGCUACACAGAUCAGAUGGUAGAAGAUGCAAAUGCUGUCAUUAUCACCUUUGGGUCCUACCGUUUGGGUGUACAUGGGCCGGGGGCUGACAUCGACACUCUCUGUGUUGGGCCAUCUUAUGUGAAUCGAGAGGAAGAUUUUUUUAUUGUGUUGCAUAAUAUCCUAUCUGAGAUGGAAGAAGUAACUGAACUUCAACCAGUUCCAGAUGCUCAUGUCCCAGUAAUGAAAUUCAAGUUCCAAGGAAUAUCAAUUGAUCUUCUCUAUGCAAGUAUUUCUCUUUUGGUUGUUCCAGAAGAUCUGGACAUCGCCAAUGGGUCUGUGCUAUAUGAUGUUGAUGAGCAAACUGUUCGAAGUCUUAAUGGCUGCAGGGUUGCAGAUCAAAUUCUUAAACUGGUUCCAAAUGUUGAGCAUUUUCGAACCACGCUCAGAUGUUUAAAGUUUUGGGCCAAAAGACGAGGUGUUUAUUCGAAUGUUACUGGUUUCCUUGGUGGUGUAAACUGGGCUCUUUUAGUUGCUCGGGUGUGCCAGCUUUACCCGAGUGCAAUUCCUAGUAUGUUGGUUUCGAGGUUCUUCAGGGUAUAUACCCAAUGGCGUUGGCCAAAUCCUGUAAUGCUCUGUUCAAUUGAGGAGAAUGAACUCGGGUUUCCUGUAUGGGAUCCUCGUAGAAACCCUCGAGAUCGCUUUCAUCAUAUGCCCAUAAUUACUCCUGCAUACCCUUGCAUGAACUCUAGUUAUAAUGUAUCAAUAAGCACUCUUCGAGUCAUGAUGGAACAAUUUAACCAUGCUAACAGAAUUACUGAGGAUAUUGAGCUAAACAAAGCCCAGUGGAGUUGUCUGUUUGAGCCUUAUCGCUUUUUUGAGGCAUAUAAAAACUAUUUGCAGGUGGACAUAAUAGCAGCAGAUGCAGUUGAUUUGCUUACAUGGAAGGGAUGGGUGGAAUCACGGCUUAGACAGCUUACACUUAAGAUAGAGCGGGAUACAAAUGGUAUGCUGCAGUGCCAUCCAUACCCACAUGAGUAUGCCGACACAUCUAAGCCGUGUCCGAAUUUUGCUUUCUUCUUGGGUUUGCAGAGGAAAGAGGGAGUGAGAGGUCAAGAAGGCCAGCAAUUCGACAUACGUGGAACAGUUGAUGAGUUCAGGCAAGAAAUAAACAUGUAUAUGUUCUGGAAACCUGGGAUGGAUAUUUAUGUUUCACAUGUUCGUAGAAAGCAGCUUCCUGCUUUUCUCUUCCCUGAUGGACAUAAACGGUCUCGAAUGUUAAGGCAUGUUAGCCUAGAUGCUGAAAAAAGUUGUGAAGAGGCUUCAGGUUUUCAGUCUGGUUCUGCUGAAAAAAAUGCUAAGAGGAAAGCUGAUUCAGAAACUAUGGAUCUUAAGUCAACUAGGCCAGAGAAGCAGGCCUUUAUUAGCCCACAACCGCCGGAGUCUGCUUCACCAGAAAGUUGUGCAAGUAGGUCUGGUAUAACAUCUCAUACUAGCUUCAAUGACAGGGUUAUAGUAGAGAGUCUAACAAUGGUGGAUAGGGAUAGCAGUUCAGAGAUGAGGUCAUCUGGACACUUGGAUAGUGAAAAGUGCACCUUAGCGAAUGAUGUUGAGAUGGUUAACACCAUGCACGAGUCUAUUAACCUAGAAGAGCAGGCAUCUGUAAGUGAGCAUAGUCUACCAGGAGUUGGCAACAAGGUAAAGCUUCUUGACCUUGUGGAGAAACCUUAUUAUCAAAUGGAAUCAGUAGCUUCAUGUGCAGUUGCUUGUUCAGAAUUCAAGGGAACAAAUCAGAUUGGACUUAAUGGGGAGGAUCUGCUGUUCGUUGACACAAUGAGUGUGAAAGGUAAAUCCUAUACUGGGAGACUGCUUGGAUGGACAAAAGGUGCUGUUGAUAUUGAUCAAGAACUAAACAAACCAUGCAAUCAUACAGCAGGGAUUAUGAAUGUGUGUACAAAUCAAGCUCCAGCACAUGGAACCUCAAUUGCAAGGUGAGUUUCUCCGUUUGAGGACUUUGGAUUACAAAUUGUAGCAUAUGGCAGGGAAAGCUGGACGUUCUGGAGAUAGUGACUCAGGGAUCUUUGGGGGCGAUGUAUGCACAUCAGAUCCAGAUUUGCUUUCAGAAAGGAGCUUCUUGAGUGGGGUUCUCCAAAAUGGCUUCUGAGGUUUUGAACCCAACUGAUCUUUGUCAAUUACUAUUAUAAUUGUUGUUGUUAUUUAUCCUUGCACUUACAAUAGUUGGUCUGUCACCUCCAUGUCAUUUUGGGUACUUCCCCCUUCCUUCCCCCAAUAAUAAUCAAUAAAGAUAUCAUUCCCCCCGUCCCCCUCUUCUUCUUCUCUUCUUCCUUUGAAGUCUUAGUUAGGUUCCCCCCUUGCAUUUUUUUUUUUGGGCUGUAUUCUAUUGGGAGUCUAUUAUUUUAUCUUACAUGAUUAUUUUCAUAAUGUUCAAUCGUUUUUGCACAAUUUCCUAACUUGUGCAUAUGUGGUGGCAGGUCCUGCACCACUAUACGUGCAAUGUUUCCUGUGUCUGUGCUUAAGAACCUGUGUUUUUGUGUCUAAGGCUCAGAUUCACGAUCCUUACUUUAAAUUUUGUGGCUCCAAUUUUUUGUUGGAAUCUAAUUAGUUGUUUAUACCUGCUUUUGUAUUUUACAUAGCCAAAUAUUGCAAUCGGGAAUGUUGGCAAUUCUCAAGAUGGAGAUAGGUCGGAAACUAUACUAAGCCAGAAAUAAGACAUGUUCUUGAAACUCGAAAUCUUUUUAUGCAAAUCAGAAAUCUUUUUAUGCAAAUCAUUUAUCUUUAUGCUGGUCUGUUGCGGUUGUGUGGCUUGUUUAUAGCAGGUUAAAUCUGAAGUAAAUGGCAUGAAAUUGGAAGGCGAACCAUUAAAUGUCAUUGUUUUGAAGAAGAGAGCUAGCACCAUGGUAAGCACCAAAAUUGCUGGCUUUGGCUCUCAUUAUGGUUUCCAACUGUACAUGCAUCUGCCAUCUUGUCAACUGGGAGUGAAGGUUGGGCCGCACAAGGACCUGUGGACUUCUUGGUGGGUUCAUUGUAUGGUGAUGCGGGAUGUGCAAUGCUUUUGAAGCCGUUAGCACCGAAGAAGCUACAAGAAGUAUGCUGAUGCUUGAAGACUUGAUGGCCAGUGCCGUUUGAACUGUUCUUUUACUUGUGGCUAAGGCCUAUAUGGAUGUGGGAAGUUCGAUAGUUCUAUAUGAAAGGUCCCAUUUGACUGGGAAAAUGAUAAAUCAUGAAUAGUACUUAAUAGGCUCUAAGAGGGCUUGCUUCCUCUUUUAGACAUGAUGACCCUCAUCAAAUGUGGUAGUCUGUAAUCUGUAUACUGCACUAGUGUAAUACAAUAUAUGAACAGUUCAUUUUUGCAA
This is a messenger RNA of Ziziphus jujuba (common jujube), 4039 nucleotides long. RefSeq names its product nuclear poly(A) polymerase 4. Gene Ontology annotation, cellular component: nucleus. The record is from RefSeq and is a predicted model, not a curated record. The coding region runs from base 357 to 2660 and encodes 767 amino acids. NCBI's taxonomy places the organism in Eukaryota, Viridiplantae, Streptophyta, Magnoliopsida, Rosales, Rhamnaceae. Gene Ontology annotation, molecular function: RNA binding; poly(A) RNA polymerase activity. The transcript is spliced from 11 exons.